Staurois parvus is the source of this 1068-nucleotide messenger RNA. The record is from the annotation of a GenBank genome assembly. Lineage: Eukaryota; Metazoa; Chordata; Amphibia; Anura; Ranidae.
AUGGAAAUAAACUUUGAAAUUUUGAAAAGGGAGAUCAGGGAACUGGAAAUGUACAUCUCAGCAAUGAGGGUCAAACCCAAUGGAAACAGUGUUCAAGUACAAAACCUUUAUAAUGAGGUCAAGAAUAUGUCUAAGACUGUUGGACAACUAGAAACUCUUGACAAGAACAAUGUUCUAAAAGCCAAGAGAGAAAUGGAGAAUUUGAAGAAACGUCUUGUGGACUGUGAAAAGAAUCUCAAACCAAAAGCUCCAGUCAUGGUGCCCUUUGGUAAGUUAGGAUCUUGUCAGCACCAAGGUUUAGCCCGUAUCAGUAAACCUAACCUUCUGCAACUCAACUGGAAGGGAAAUGCAUACAAGUCAGGAGCGUGGGGCAAAGAUGCAGCAUGGAACACCACCAAGAAGUCACUGUACUGGGUGGCUCCUCUAAAUACUGAUGGUCGAGUUCUUGAGUCCAUACGCAUUUAUCCAUCCAUGUCUGACCUGCAGAUGCUCAUAAAAAAUAAAUGGAACCAUACCUUCGCUGGCCAAGGAGCUGGAAUGGUUGUACACAACAACAACUUGUACUACAACUGCUUCAACAGCCAUGAUAUGUGCAGAGUUAGUUUGACCAGUGGAGUCUACCAAAAAAAGUCUCUUCCUAAUGCAUUGUUCAACAACCACUUCUCUUAUGCUGGCACUAUGUACCAAGACAUUGACUUUGCUUCAGAUGAGAAAGGUCUCUGGGUUCUAUUUACCACUGAGGAAAGCGCUGGCAAAAUUUUGGUGGGUAAGGUCAAUGUUGCCACUUUCACAGUUGAUAAUAUCUGGAUUACCACACAGAGCAAACCUGAUGCAAGCAAUGCUUUCAUGAUGUGUGGAGUCCUCUAUGUCACUCGUUCACUCGGUCCGAAAUUGGAAGAAGUCUUCUACAUGUUUGACACCAAAACAGGAAAAGAGGGUCAUCUAAGUAUCGUGAUGGAAAAGAUGGCUGAGAAAGUGCAAAGUCUUAGUUACAAUUGCAAUGAACGCAAGCUUUACAUGUAUAGUGAAGGUUACCUGCUACAUUAUGAUAUUGCUUUGAAGCCUUGA